Drosophila rhopaloa is the source of this 813-nucleotide messenger RNA. Its product is annotated as protamine-like protein 99C. The coding region runs from base 76 to 582 and encodes 168 amino acids. Gene Ontology annotation, biological process: sperm DNA condensation; spermatogenesis. NCBI's taxonomy places the organism in Eukaryota, Metazoa, Arthropoda, Insecta, Diptera, Drosophilidae. The transcript has 3 exons. The record is from RefSeq and is a predicted model, not a curated record.
AUUUCUCAGUCACAAUCAGUUUUUGGGGCAGCUAACACUCGAAACAAAAAUUCUACGUUUGUCCAAAACUAUACAAUGGAGGAAGAGCAAUCAAGUUCUAGUCCAUUCCUCAACUUUUUCAACGCAUACAAGGAGCAGUGCCACGGGUUACCUAUUUCCGUUAGGGAAUUGUUGCGUUUUGCAAGUAGGAAAUGGGCUCGGCUAACACCCAGUGAACAGGAAUGUUACGCCGACGUGAUCGAUCCUGUGUUUCCCGAAGCAAGCAGUUCCCAGUCAUCUGAAUACGAGCAGAUUGGAGAAGAUUCCCAGAUGUGCAUAGGUUCUCCAUAUUCCCGACAGAGGGCGUCUGAGAGGGCCCUAUUGCGCUCCAAAAGGUCUAAGCCGAAGCCAAAAAGUUCUCUGAAGUGGAAUAACGAUGACGCAAGUCAUUCGGGCACUGCUUGUGGCUAUAUCCACUUUCUACGCAAAUUUAGCAGACUAAACAAACGUUUACCUUUCGAGGAAUUGAUAGAAAUGGCAGCUCGCAAAUGGGGUGAACUAAAUGAAAAACAGCGCCAACAAUUUGAAAGGCCACUUUUGUAAGAUCCUCAAUACAUACAUAUAUAUAUGAAUUUCAGUAUUAUAAAGAAAGCAUAAGAAAAUAUUUCACAGCCCAGUUUAGAAAAGGAUUGUAAAGACAAGAUUAUAAGCAUUUUCUUUAUACUCAAAAAUGGAAUGUUAAUUUGAAUUACCAUGUUUUUGGACGAAAUAUUUCGCUAAAACGUUAUUUUACGCUAAGCAAAUUUUAAUAAAAAUUACUAAAUUCGUAACUUA